Messenger RNA from Penicillium brevicompactum, 756 nucleotides. RefSeq names its product YoaK family protein. The transcript has a single exon. The record is from RefSeq and is a predicted model, not a curated record. NCBI's taxonomy places the organism in Eukaryota, Fungi, Ascomycota, Eurotiomycetes, Eurotiales, Aspergillaceae. Bases 1 to 756 code for a protein of 251 amino acids.
AUGGCAGACUCUCUGCCACUGACUGAACGAUGUGGCCAAUCAAAAUUGCGUCAAUUCCUCACAGAAGAGAUUCGUGAAGAUCUCCUCCUUGAAUGUGAGCUUUUGCUUCUCUCCUUUGCAACCGGUAUCCAAGAUGCCGCUGCUUGGCCCGAUUAUAGUUGCUUCGCAUCGAACCAGACUGGAAAUACAUUGUUUCUAGCCAUCGGUGUUGCAGGACUCACGAACAAUGCGUACAGCUUUCCAAACAUCGGGGUCAGUCUCAGUCUCUUUGUGGCAGGUGGUUUCACCAUGGGACAACUCGGGAACUAUGUUGGUGUCCGACGGCGGAUUUGGCUUCUCAUCAGCAACCUUGUCCAGACGUCUUUGGUCUUUGCGGCAGUUGCCAUUCAGUACUCAUUCCCAAUUCAAAGGGACGGCCCCACGGCCAUGGCUGUUAUCGCCCUUCUGGCAUUCUCGUCGGGAGGUCAAGUGGCUAUGAGCCGUUCAUUGAAGAUCACUGAGAUCACCACGGCCAUGGCAACAGCUGCGUUUGUUGAUGUGGUUGUGGAUCCCAACUUGGGCAGAUUGAAGAAUCGAUUGCGUAACCGCCGAGUCAUGUUCCUGGUGAUGCUGACUGCCGGUUGCUUUGCCGGCGCCUUUGCUCAGCGUGAAGUCAGCUCGACAUUUCCUAUUUUGUUGUGUGCUGUUGGGAAAUCCAUAGUCACCAUGGGAUUCUUGUUUAACAGGCCGAUGGUGAUAGAGAGCUUGAAAGCUUAA